Molecule: messenger RNA, 3128 nt
Organism: Nothobranchius furzeri (turquoise killifish)
Lineage: Eukaryota; Metazoa; Chordata; Actinopteri; Cyprinodontiformes; Nothobranchiidae
Gene: vac14
Product: vac14 homolog (S. cerevisiae)
Biological process (GO): phosphatidylinositol biosynthetic process
Cellular component (GO): PAS complex; endosome membrane
Source: RefSeq, a predicted model, not a curated record
ACAACACUGGCGGAUGCAUCCGGUCAGCUGAGGCUUGUCAGAGCGCUUCCUGAUUAGCGAAUGAAAUCACAUUGCGGGGGCUUUUUCUUUACGAAAACAACCCAAAUGCUAACCGCUUCAUCCCGCAUCGCCACAGACGUCAGUACACGUGAUCUGGGGCCGUAGCAGCCGCCAAAAUGAACGCCGAGAAGGACUUUUCGCCAUUGACGCCCAACAUCGUCAGGGCUCUGAAUGACAAACUGUACGAGAAGAGGAAAGUCGCAGCUCUGGAAAUAGAGAAGCUGGUGCGGGAGUUUGUGGCUCAGAAUAAUUCAACUCAGAUCAGACAUGUGAUCCAUGUUUUGGCAUCGGAGUUUGCUCUCUCCCAGCACCCCCACAGUCGGAAGGGGGGUCUCAUUGGUCUUGCAGCUUGCUCCAUCGCCCUGGGGAAGGACUCAGGUCUGUAUCUGAAGGAGCUUAUUGAGCCAGUUCUAACGUGCUUCAACGACUCAGACAGCCGUCUGCGCUACUAUGCUUGUGAGGCACUCUACAACAUAGUGAAGGUGGCCCGGGGAGCGGUGCUGCCACACUUCAACCUUCUCUUUGAUGGUCUCAGCAAGCUUGCAGCAGAUCCAGACCCCAACGUGAAAAGUGGAUCUGAACUCUUAGACAGGCUGCUCAAAGACAUCGUCACAGAAAGCAACACGUUUGACUUGGUGGCAUUUGUGCCUCUGCUGCGGGAGAGAAUCUACUCAAAUAAUCAGUAUGCCAGACAGUUCAUCAUUUCUUGGAUCCUUGUUCUGGAGUCUGUGCCAGACAUUCACUUGUUAGACUACCUUCCAGAGAUUCUGGACGGGCUCUUUCAGAUCAUGGGUGAUAACAGCAAGGAGAUCCGUAGGACAUGUGAGGUGGUGCUGGGAGAGUUUCUGAAGGAGAUCAAGAAGUCACCCUCAAGUGUGAAAUUUGCAGAGAUGGCCAACAUCCUUGUCAUUCACUGCCAAGUUGCUGAUGAAACCAAACUCACAAAUGAUCUGAUCCAGCUGACCGCCAUGACAUGGAUGAGGGAGUUUAUCCAGCUCGCAGGCAGAGUGGUGCUCCCCUACUCCUCUGGCAUCCUCACUGCCGUGCUCCCCUGCCUUUCCUACGAUGACAGAAAAAAGAACACUAAAGAAGCAGCCAGCGCCUGUAAUAACAGUUUGAUGAAACUGGUGACCCCUGAAGACGAUGAAGACAAUGAGGAGGAUGGAAGUGGAACCACUGAAUCACCAUCUACAGUGGAAGGCCAGCCCAAAGUGGAGGGAGAGAGCGGUGAUGUGCUGAAUGCUUCUCAAGACUCUGUAGGCUUCAGUAAUAUCAGCUUCUUUACUCCAGCGAGCACUGAACGGCCUCAGGUAACUCUAGACCUAGAUGGCAUCGUGCAGGUGUUGGACCGCCACCUCCAUGACUCGUCCACUGGCAUGAUGACCCGCAUUGCUGUCCUCAAAUGGCUUUAUCACCUCUACAUUAAGACGCCACGCAAAAUGUUCCGCCACACAGACAGCCUCUUCCCUAUUCUGCUCAAAACACUCUCCGAUGAGUCAGAUGAGGUGAUAUUGAAAGAUCUGGAGGUGUUAGCUGAGAUAGCCUCAUCUCCUGCUGGACAAACUGACCUAGGCUCCUCCUGCGACAGCACUGACAACAAACUGGUUCUCAAGGUGCCAGAGGUUCCCAAGGCAGGGCAGCAGCCUAGCACCGGCUCCAAAGCUGCAGACUCAUCCCCGUCCACCCCGAGUAUGAACUCAUACUUUUACAAGUUCAUGAUCAAUUUACUUAAACGUUUCAGUCUGGAGAGGAAGCUUUUGGAGAUCAGAGGAGCUUUCAUCAUUAGACAGCUGUGCCUGUUGCUUCAUGCUGAGAACAUCUUCCACUCCAUGGCUGACAUCUUACUGAAAGAAGAGGACCUUAAAUUUGCCUCCACCAUGGUUCAGACCCUCAACACCAUCCUGCUCACCUCUGCUGAACUCUUCCAGCUGCGCAAUCAGCUGAAAGACCUGCACACCCAGGAAAGCUGUGCUUUGUUUUGCUGCCUGUAUCGCUCCUGGUGCCACAACCCCGUGGCCACCGUCUCGCUUUGCUUCCUCACACAGAACUACAAGCACGCCUACGAUCUCAUUCAGAAGUUUGGAAAUUUAGAGGUGACCGUAGACUUCCUAAUGGAGGUCGACAAGCUAGUACAGCUGAUAGAAAGUCCCAUUUUUACCUACCUGCGUCUGCAGCUGCUAGACGUGGAGAACAACCCCUACCUGAUUAAGGCGCUGUACGGUCUCCUGAUGCUGCUGCCACAAAGCCAGGCCUUCCAGCUGCUCUCACAGCGCCUCAAGUGUGUCCCCAACCCAGAGCUGAUGAGGACCGUGGACGAGUCCGAGUGCGUCAACUCCAAACAGCACGUGACCUGCAGACGUACCUCUCACAGUAAGGUGGAUUACAGUGAGCUGCUCCAGCACUUUGAUCGUGUGCAAAGCAAACACCUGGAGGUCCGGCACCAGCGUUCUGGACGAGUGGCUGACCACGACAGAAAGCUGGUGUGAAGUCUUCGUGCUACGCACACCUCUGGUUGUCGAGGACAAGGAGAUGAGGCUAACGGAGCACAAAGGACGGGAAGAAUCAGGAGGAUGUUGAAGCCAAAAAGUAUUAAUUACUUAUUCUUUUCCCCCAGAAAAACCAGAACGUUAUUGUCAGAAAUGCUCAUGUUUCAUUUAGACAUUCCUCUUAUGAAAAAGGUUUGAAAAACAUUUUAUCCUAAAAUGUGUACUACACUGUAAACGACAAAGUAGAUGUCUUCUUCUGUGGUGUAAAUGAAUAAUGCAGAACGUGUUAGAAAAGGUUAAUAACUACAUUUGUCACGCACUGUUUUCGUCUGUCUUCCCGUGAGCAGGUGUUCAGGGUUCUCUCAUUCACGUCAGUCAGAAAGGAAAUCUCGCAGGAGGCGUCAAAUCGGCUCAACCAGGAUUUUAAUGUGAGGGUGACACCAGAGCCAGCUGGAACAGCCUCGCACGGCUUUUAAUUUGACGUCUUGACAACAUAAUCAACAGCGUUUGUGUUGCUCUUUUAUUGUUUGUGCUGUUUGUUCUGCUCUCUGGAGAUUGCGUUAAUAAAGCAUUAAUAAAGUA